This is a messenger RNA of Fonsecaea multimorphosa CBS 102226, 2058 nucleotides long. RefSeq lists its product as uncharacterized. NCBI's taxonomy places the organism in Eukaryota, Fungi, Ascomycota, Eurotiomycetes, Chaetothyriales, Herpotrichiellaceae. The record is from RefSeq and is a predicted model, not a curated record. The transcript is spliced from 5 exons. Bases 1 to 2058 code for a protein of 685 amino acids.
AUGGCCGCGGAGGCCGCUGUCUCUAUUGGAAUUGCGAGCAGUUGUGUCGAAUUCUUCAAUUUUGCUAUCAGACUUCACAAAGUCGUGGGCGACCUUCGCCGAGCCCAUGGCCAACUACCCAAAGAUGUUGCAGACGUUCAUCUGUCCGUCACCGCGUUUGAGAGAUUGGUCAGUCGUUUGCAGAGGACUAUUCAAGCCCCAGGGUGCCAUGGGCCUCUCCAAGAGCACGAGUCGGAUUUGAUCAACGUUAUCGAUCGGUGCCGGCACGCAGGCGAAGAACUCUUGAGAAUAUUGGAGAGGCUCAAGAGUAAAAGCUCGUCUUCUAAAAUGUCUCUAGCAGAGAUUCGAACAGGACUGCGCGUGCUCCGGAGAGAGGGAUCCAUCAAAAAGCUUGAAGAUGUUCUGAACUCCUGCAAAUCUGAUCUGACGUUGCUCAUGUUGGAGUACCUUGUGCAAAAAGUCGAAAAUGCAAGGAUUGUGCCUGUAAGAGAUCUGACCAUGCAUUCGAGCAGUCAGGGUGAUCAAGCACAAGGCGACGUCCGAACCUUGCAACUGCAACAAGACACCCUGUUGCGCAACCUACAGAUUCAACUCCAACAUAAUCAGCAGAUGAGCGGAAAUACCGCAGUUGUGCUGGAACAAAUAUUGAAUAGAGUCGACAGGCCUGUACUUGAUCCAAGAUUCGUUUACAUUGCAAUUCCGAGGCCCUCCUUUAGCCCAGUCUUGCACUGGCAGCAAUCGGCUGCACAUUUCGCUCACAACAUUUCAAUCUGCCUGAACAUGAGUCGGCUUGGUUACACCACCCAGGAAAUCUACAAAGCCUUCCAGCAAUCAAGUGGUCUGAUGCAGCCGCAAUGGGAGAUUCUGUCGCCUGGAGAUAUCGUUGGCUUACGUCGGGCUUCUGAGACUACCGGACAACAUCGGAAGCUCCUACUUCCGUUCACUGUUGAGAAUAAUGGUCUGGUGAACUAUCUUGCAAUGUCUAGUUGUACGCCUCAGUUUGAAGACGACAUGUUCGCCAUGUUCACAGCAGCUUUCAACCAUGCCAUCGGUUGGAGAUCCUGGCUUCACUGGCGGACGGUUCGCAAGAUAAAAUUCGUGUCGUCUCGAAAAUUGAAGGACCUGACCUCUACUUGUCUCGACGACGAGCAGUCCCAAAUACAUUUUGGGUUGAAUGAGCCCAGCGUUUUAUCCACGACAUGGAUUAUUUCAGAAGUUCCUGCCCGCGACAAGGACCUGCUCAUUGAGCAUUGUCCACUUAAUCCUCCAAAUCUCCGGAAAUUCAUCAGUCAGGCACUGGUCGAACCCUACAGCAUUGCUUCUCAUGAUGCCGAAACACUGGGCGAAGAGAAAGUUGCACCUGCGGCUCAUGAUGGCGGCGCAGCACAAUGGCAAAUCCAGCUUGAAGGUGGUUUUGACUGGAACUCUUUACUCGAAGUCGGAGUUGCUCCCCUCAGCAUCAUUUGUUCCAUAUUGCACUAUUUCCCUCGUUCAAUACCUGGGCAGGCCUCGUCAGCAGUAGAUCUUGACAACGUGGCAGGCCUCGCCGUUUCGGCAAUAACAUUUGGGCUCAUCAUCACAGCCGUCACACUUUGGGCUCUGGUGUUGAUGAUUACUAGGACUUCCACGCCAAAUCCCCCCGAAUCCUUAUCCCAGUCCCGACCCGGACUGGCUGUGAACCCAUUUUAUGCAUGGCGGAAAGUCUUGACUUCGUUGGUCUUGUGCACCAUUACAUCAGGCAUGCUUUAUCUGCUGCACAGAGGCAAUCGGGGUCCUUCUGCUUUCUUCGUCAUUGUUGAGCUAGGCUUUAGGGCAUACCCGACUCUUUUCAUGCUGGAAAGGUGUUAUGUUGAGUCCACGCCCUUUGUGGUCAGACCACGCCGUUACGUGAGACUAUGGUUCUGGGUCUGCGCACCAAUCUUUCUGUUCUCAUGGUUCAUAUCAACGUGCCACUUUCUAGGGACUUGGGUGCGAAUGGAUCCUCUUGCUAACUCCUCGGCUCUGUCACUUGUGGUCAUGCCCUCUGCUCCGGUCUGGCUGGGAUCGCGUAAAGCCUAA